Colletotrichum gloeosporioides is the source of this 1257-nucleotide messenger RNA. RefSeq names its product Cytochrome P450. The transcript is spliced from 3 exons. Lineage: Eukaryota; Fungi; Ascomycota; Sordariomycetes; Glomerellales; Glomerellaceae. Gene Ontology annotation, molecular function: heme binding; monooxygenase activity; iron ion binding. The record is from RefSeq and is a predicted model, not a curated record. The coding region runs from base 1 to 1257 and encodes 418 amino acids.
AUGGGCUUUGGCAACUCGGAGUCGCUACUUGUCACGUCACUCGGUGCUUUCAAAGAGAUCUACCUUCCGAAAUCAUACACCUACAUCAAGCCAGAGUUUAGCAAAAGGCUCAUGGCCCCAGUAUUGGGCUAUGGACUGAUCUUUCAAGAAGGAGACGAAGCAAGAACACAGAGGAAACUGAUAAGCGCGCUAUUCGGUCUGACCAGCAUCAAGCGCACCAUCCCAACCUUCCAAAAGAAGGCCAAGCGUAUAUGUCAAUUGUUUGAUCAGAAGAUUGAAAACGAAAACGGACUUGUCAAUGCACUAGACGUUAUCAGCGAGUUUACCUUGGGGAUAGAUCUUCAGACAACUCUAACACCAUCGGUUUUCCACGAGUCUUACAACCAGUGCUUUGACCCUUCCACGUUCGGCUGCAUUCUGAUCGCCAUUUACGCAAUCUUUCCUGCCAUCCGCUCGUUUCCGCUGGAAGAAAAUCGCAAAUACAAAGCUGCAAACGCCUUGGUCCGCUCCGAGAUUCGGAAGCUAAUACAAAUGAGGGAGGCCGAGCUUGCUGAGAAACCACUCAACUCAGAGGACACACCCAAUGUCCUUACACAUAUGCUCUUGGAGUCGAAGGCUAUGGGCCAUCCCUUGUCGGAAGAUCAGAUCCUGCAGAAUAUCCUCAAUUUCUUCGCCGCCGGCCAUGAGACGUCUGCUACAACGAUGGUCUGGUGUACUCAUAUGUUGACGCGUCACCCAGACAUCCAGGAGAAGGUUCGAAAGGAGGUUAGUGAGCUCAUCAAUCGAAAGCCAAAUCCCGAUUACUACGACCUAGAGAGCCUUCACUACACCGACAAUGUUCUGAAGGAGACUCUUCGACUCUGCUCCCCUGGGAUUGUUGCAGCCAGGGAGCCUGUUCAUGACGUGGAGAUCUGCGGGACCAUUGUGCCAAAGGGUACGCCACUGGUGUUGAUGCCAACGAUCGUUAAUCGCAACCCUAUGAUUUGGGGCGAGGACGCCGACGAGUUCAGGCCUGCGAGAUGGGACAGCCUGGCGGGGGAGGCUUCGGAUCCUCAUGCCAUGACUAGCUUUCUGAUGGGUCCACGAUCCUGCAUUGGGAGAGCUUUUGCAAUGUUAGAGAUGAAGAUGAUUCUGGUCGAGGUGAUGUCCAAGUUCAAACUCGAGCCGGCUGUUGAAGAGAAGGAUAUUGUUCUGGUGAACCCCAGCCCCGCUUUACGUGUCAAGGGAGGUCUAAAGGUAAACGUUUCUCGGUUGUGA